CAGACGUGAUAUGCAGGUACACAGUAUAAGUAGCCUAUAAAAUGACUUUAAUGUUUAGAAAGAAAAAUGUUAACAAUGCAGACAUAGUAUUAAGGUCUGCUGCUCCAUAGGAUAUAUUAAUAUGUGUGUGUUGUUUCCUACAAGCUAAGGGAUGACUGACAGUUCUAUGAUUAAGACAAGUAGAACCAGACAAAAAAACAAGGAAGGCAUGAACAGUAUUCUACCCUUUUUCUACCCUUUUUCAGGGGACCUAAGGACAGCAUUUGAUAGGAUGUUUGAGUAUCAGCUUGCCCCCAUUGAUCACUAAAGGUAUGGUAAUGCACAUCAGUGAGCAGCGCCCUCCCCAGGGAAUCUGCAGGAAGCCACCACUUCUGCUGUGGAUUUUGGAUUCGCCCACAUUUUCUUUCUGGUGAGAUGGAAGACAUCUGUGUCCAGCUGGGAUCCCCCCCACAUGUGAUCUAUGGACUUUCUCCAAUCCCCAAAGGGUGGCACUGUACCCACCACAGUACUGCUAACAGAUCCAACUUGAAGGAGACUUUUUACUUCUUAGAAGACCUCUACCAGGAGAGCAUGACAGCAGCAUUGCCUUCCUGAUCUGGGGUGUGCUGCAGGAAGGCAUUCUUGCUGUGAGCUCACCAGUGUUAUAAAUAUCUCUAGCAGUGCCAGUGCUCAGGUUAGCAGUGAGCCAUGCCUACCAUCUCCACACGCAAACACCAGGCUACAGCCACCGACUGACACAUUGGCAGCUGCUGCAGGAGCCACUGGGGCAGCAAAAUGCACUUGGGAUAUUUCCUAUUGAAAGAAUGAGAUUUCCUUCACUGUGUUUUGUCACAUUAUUCUUCCUCUCCACAUCCCACCUCUGGACAGCACUGUUAGCAGCUUCCAAGCAGAAAAAAUCCAAGGUGCAGCUCCUGAAGGGCUCCAGUAAUCAUAUAACAAGUGCAGUAGCCUCCUCUGCUUCCUUACCCUCCUUGGGAUCAGAGAUCAGUGGGUCCCAGUGGAGCACAGCCGGGCGCAGGACUGGUAGCUUGUAUUGCAGAGUGGGCAUCGGAUUCCACCUUCAGAUUCACCCGGAUGGCAAAGUCAACGGCUCACACGAGGCUAAUCAUUUAAGUAUUCUGGAAAUAUUUGCUCUGUCUCAAGGGAUUGUGGGAAUAAGAGGAGUUUUCAGCAACUCUUUUCUGGCCAUGUCAAAAAAGGGAAAACUUCAUGCAACUCCUAAAUUUACAGAUGAUUGCAAAUUUAUGGAGAGGUACCAGGAAAACAGCUAUAACACUUAUGCUUCAGCUACUUACAGAACUGAAAAGACAGGCAGAAGAUGGUAUGUGGCAUUGAAUAAAAGAGGAAAAGCCAAAAAAGGUUCCAGCCCUAGAGUGAAACCACAACACAUAUCAACGCACUUCCUUCCUAGGAUCAAGCACGUAGAGCCACCAGAGUUCUCCUUCACUGUUGCACUUCCCGAAAAGAAAAAGACUCCUCACAUACCUGUCAAAUCCAAAUCUGUGGUGCCCCCUCCAAAGAAGAAAACCAGCCCUGUCAGAUAUAGGCUGAAAUUCAGAUUUGGAUAAAAUGUGAUAUUCUCAUAAUAGAGAGGAGAUAUCUUACCAACGAACACAGCACAACACAACGGUUGUGUUCUGCACUUCAUUCCUCUAAAAAAGUGAGAAGGUCCACUUACAACUGCUGAUAAUAAAGGAGGCUUUAUUAUACUGACAGGGCCGAGUAUUCGGAGGGGGGUAGAGCACUAUGGUUUUAUAAGGCUUAGGCCAGUAUAUAUUGGAUAAUUUAAGAUAAUAUUUAUCGCAACAAUGCAAAAGGAGUGCUUUGACUAUGACAGUCGUUAUAAACAGCUCCAAACAAAUGUAUUGCCAUGAGUACAAAUUUACUUUAUAUGCAGUGCACUUGAAAAUAAACAAAAACGUAAAUAUUUGGUAAAUAUAUUAUGCAAUUACUUAAUUUUUUACCUUUGUGUGUAUGUUUGUUAGAAGGUAUUAUAAUAUGUAGUUUUCCACAGGACUGCUUGUAAAUCUCAUUACUCAGAGAAUUAUAAAUUAUUGUAUCACACUAUCUAUAAAUGUAUAGAUUUAUUUUAAAGUUUGCACAUGUUCGCCAAGCAAAAUGUUAAAUUCACCUUUUCUUAUGGAGCUCUACAUGUUGUUCAGUAUUUUAGGGAUUACACCUACACCUACACACCUCCCAAAUGUUUCCACUUUUAGUUAUAUUUGUAUAAGAUCUGUCCCUGCAUCAAGUGACAUCUUAUCCCCUAUCCAAAGGAGAGAGGAUAAGAUGUCUGAUCCCAGGGGUCCCGCCGCUGGGACCUCAACAAUCUUUCUGCAGCACCCAGCAUUGUUGAGAACGCUGGGUGCGGGCAGCGGGGUCAUGGCGUCACUUCCAUGCCACUCUUGACAUCACGCCAUGCCCCUCAAUGAAA
Messenger RNA from Hyla sarda, 2431 nucleotides. It is a transcript of the gene FGF5, whose product is annotated as fibroblast growth factor 5. The coding region runs from base 804 to 1568 and encodes 254 amino acids. Gene Ontology annotation, molecular function: fibroblast growth factor receptor binding; growth factor activity. The record is from RefSeq and is a predicted model, not a curated record. Gene Ontology annotation, cellular component: cytoplasm. The transcript is spliced from 3 exons. Lineage: Eukaryota; Metazoa; Chordata; Amphibia; Anura; Hylidae. Gene Ontology annotation, biological process: positive regulation of gene expression; fibroblast growth factor receptor signaling pathway; animal organ morphogenesis.